AUGAGUGAAGAGAAUGUGCACGACAUUUCUAGAAUACCAGCAAAUGAAGAAAUGCGACAAAAAUGGUUUCAAAAUAUUAAAGAAGACUGCAGUUCCAUUCACUUUGGUACAAGAACCAUCCACUUUGGUAAAGGAGAACCAUCCACUUUGGUAAAAGAAGAACCAUCUACUUUAGUAAUAGAAGAAUCAUUCACUUUGGUAAAAGAAGAACCAUCCACUUUGGUAAUAGAAGAAUCAUUUACUUUGGUAAAAGAAGAACCAUCCACUUUGAUAAAAGAAGAAUCAUUCACUUUAAUAAAAGAAGAAAGUGAAAAUAUGGCAAAGGAUUCAACUAUUUUAAAUAUAGACACAGAUAUGCACACAAAUACUGUAGAAAAUAAUGGUAAUGUAGAAAUUGAAAGGAGCUCAAAUAGAGAAAGGAAAUCACCGCAAAAUAACUUUAGAAAUUCUAAAGUUCAAAGAAUUUUUUUGAACAUUUCCGAACACAGUAUGGAAUGCUUCCGAAAAACAGAUUUUGUUUCGGACCAAAAAUGGGAACAAUUCUUGAGAUGUGUUUCUUAUAGUCGACAUCAAGCAAAAAUGACGUGGCAAGAGAAGAAACGCCUGCAGAAUAAAAAUAAUGUUUUAACUUCUAAAUAUUUGUUACAAAGAAAUAAACAAUUAAUAACAAAUAAUAAAAAAUAGUGAUGUAAAUGCUAGUAAAGUAAGUUGCACUUGUCACAUGUUAAAGCAGUUUAGAUUAUUUAUAAACUAAAAAUAUUCUUGAAUAUCUAAUACGUUAAGCGCUGUAUACUUUACUUCCUCUAUAUUGGAUAUUUGACAAUAAUUUGACUAAGGUUCAUAUUAUUGAUCAU
Molecule: messenger RNA, 854 nt
Organism: Ooceraea biroi (clonal raider ant)
Lineage: Eukaryota; Metazoa; Arthropoda; Insecta; Hymenoptera; Formicidae
Source: RefSeq, a predicted model, not a curated record